This is a messenger RNA of Patiria miniata (bat star), 1998 nucleotides long. RefSeq lists its product as uncharacterized. The transcript is spliced from 3 exons. The coding region runs from base 172 to 573 and encodes 133 amino acids. The record is from RefSeq and is a predicted model, not a curated record. Lineage: Eukaryota; Metazoa; Echinodermata; Asteroidea; Valvatida; Asterinidae.
ACACGUGGCAUUCAAUAUGGUUGUUGCCAAUACCAAGCUUUUUUUAAAGCUUUUAAACAUCACGCGACGUGGACAUUAUUACUUCCACGAUUUUUGUUGAUUAAUGACAGUAUCAAGUGAAACUCCAUCCCGAGUAGACGAGGAUUUUGUUGGUCCGGCGUAAAUGUCAAAAUGCCGCUACUGAAAUUUAUCACCAACGUACCGGAGAGUCACAUGGCGUGCGACCUGGAGUUAAAAUUGUCCAGUAAACUAAAGGAAUGCAUCAGUCAAUGGAAAGAGCAGUAUUUCACCGUAUGGCUGUUGCCCGGGCAACGCAUCAUUAGAGGCAGAGACAACUCGCCCAAUGCAAUCAUAGAGAUCUAUUGUUGUGCAGCUUUCUACGACGCAGAGAUUAACCGGAAGAUAACGCGUCUGCUGAUUGAGUUUGGCAGUAAUGAGCUGGGCAUCCAACAAGACAGGAUGUCCGUUUUAUUGUAUCGGCCCAGGACAGAUUGUGUCGGAUUGGCAAACGGUACACUCGUCUCUGAUCUGGUUUCUGAGCAGAGCUCUCAAACUCUACCAACGUGGGAAUAAGACUUCAAAAACCAGCCCCCCCCCCCAAAAAAAAAUUGUUACCUCUGCCAAGGAGGUUAUGUUUUCAUCGGCGUUUGUUGGUUGGUUGGUCGGUCUGUCUAUGAACACGAUCACUCAAAAAGGCAUGGACGGAUUUGCAUGAAACAUCUUUUAGGGGUGGUCCUUGGUACAAGUAGAAAUCGAUUAUAUUUUGGAAGUGAUCGGAUCUAGGUCUGGAUCCAGGAUUUUAAUAAAAGAUUCUUCACCAAUUUUAUGCGAGUAUUUCUUUUGGGUGUACUGACAAAAUGGCGGGGAAUUGUUUAACCUUUGCGGAGAUUUGCGCUCUGUGAGUGCUUUCUAGUACCUAGCUCGGCCAAGGAGGUUAUUUUUUUCAUCGGCGUUUGUUUGUUUGUUGGUUGGUUGGUUUGUCUGUUGAUAAGAUAACUCAACAAGUUUUGGAUGGAUUUUGCCUACAUAAAAACGUUUUUAGGAGUGUGCCUUGAUACAAGUACAAAUCGAUUGGACUUUGGUGAUCUGGAUCUUGGUCUGGAUCCAGGAUUUAUUUUAAAGGAUUCGUUCACCAUUUUAAUAUGCGAGUAUUUCUUUUGGGUGUACCAACAAUAUGGCGGUGAAAUUGUUCAGCCUUGGCGGAGGUUUGCGCUCUCUGAGUGCUUUCUAGUUACUCAUGUGAUGACUACAUAAUACUUACUGUUUUACAUGGUACCUGCAGAUGCAAAUGUUUGCAUUGCCUUCUUCUAAUGAAGCUGUCUAGUUCCAAACAACUGGCAAUCUAGACUUGAAACUUCUCCAGCUGCCAAGGAGUGGUAUUUUUUUCAUACAUGUGGAAAAUAGUUUGUAAUGAGUCCUUAUCAGUACUGGUGUCGUGUGAAAUUGGGACACCAUGAAUACAGCCUCAUUGGUUGUAUUGCGCAUGCCUUGGUGAAGAUAAUUAGUACAGUGGCAUGUCACGGGUUAGAGACCAUAUAAAGUAAUAGGGACCUGAUUUUAUAAGAGUCCAAAGUUCAUAUAACAUUGUCUCCAAGCAAUAUCAGUGGGGGAUAUAGAAUUUUCUUAAGGAGGUGGCUGGAAUUUUUAAAGGGUGGGUGUUGGGCGUUAGAUGAAGGAUUGAUGUUGCAGUCAACGUAACAAAGAACUUAAGGCAAUGCACCAAGUUUUGCAAUAUUGAGUAGCCUAGUGACAUUUGAUGAGGACUCAAGGAACAAUUUUUCUAUGGUGUAAAAAAUUAACAUUGGUCAGUCUGAGCGAAGGGGGGGGGGGGGUGGGUUGUUAGCCACCCCAACAAGCCCCUUGGGCCAAUCCUUGAAUAGACUACCUUGUGAUCGCAUCCAAUGAGACAUGUCUUGAAAAACAUUUCACUUAUUAAUAUUUCAUUUAAAGAAAAAAAAGGGAAAUAUUUCCAUACCUGGACAUCACUCGUCACCCUGU